This is a messenger RNA of Paralichthys olivaceus (Japanese flounder), 1236 nucleotides long. RefSeq names its product transmembrane protein 26. The record is from RefSeq and is a predicted model, not a curated record. NCBI's taxonomy places the organism in Eukaryota, Metazoa, Chordata, Actinopteri, Pleuronectiformes, Paralichthyidae.
AUGGAGAGUGAGACCGUUAUCAGGGCCGGCAGUGCAGGGCCGGAGCAGGCAUGGGUGGGAGCGGGCCAGGGCUGGGUGCUUUUCGAACAGGGAGCGCGACGGACCAGCUUCUCCCAGGGAGAUAACUUUGUUCUGGGCCAGGAGAGGUCUUCUGCAGCAAGAAUGUGUCGACUCUUGAACAUCCUGUUGGCUUUGCUGAGCCGCUUCCUGUUUGCGGUCCACGGGGUGGUGACGGUGUGGCGUGUGGUGGCCGUUAAAGGGGAGCCACUCUAUUGGCUGUUGCUGACGGGCGUGGCUCUGCUGGGUGUGGAAAUGGCUGUCACUCUGAAGUGCACCCGUAACGCAGAGUGGAAAUGGUUCUCCCCCAUGGUUUUCCUCUACCUCAGCACUGUCAUUCCAUCCAUUUGGUUUCUGGAGCUGAGCCUGCUGCAGUCCAAGCUGCCCGUCAACAAUUCCUCAGGCCCAGAGCUUCAUUUGCUGGCUCAGAUCCCGAUCACAGCGGGCAUCGUGGAGCUGGAGCCGGAGAACUGGGUGGCUGGCCUGGAGCAAACCAUGCUCAUCGUGCUGGUUAUGGGUCGCUGGCUGAUGCCCAAGGGGGACAUGUCCCGGGACCAGCUAUCCCAGCUCCUCAUGGUUUACGUUGGACUGGGCGCUGACAUCCUGGACAUCUUCGACACCUUUAAGGAGCCUGAAGUCAAAACCAACCGGGCGGUCGUCAUUAUCGGCCUGGCCCUUUUUUCAUGGGCACUCAUGCAGUUUCCUCUGGUUCUCACUCAGACACAACCCCUGAAGGGUGAGUCUCUUCAGAAUAGCCAAGGUGGUCUCCUCUGCUGCACCAGAGCUCCACCCUCGUCCACAUCCUGCUGCUCUAGCGAAGUGUGGAGCUUGCUGCUUACAGUGGGACUCCAAGAUGGCCCGUUCCUGGUUUACCGGCUCUACCUCAUGGUUCAGGAGCAGGUGCUCAACCAGCUCAUGAUCUUCUUCACCUGCAAGAACAUUGUCAUAGUCCUGCUGGAGCUUUACCGAAUCUUUGUGGUGCAGUGUGAGCAGCGGGUGGAGGAGUGGGGUUUGGAGAGGUGCGCUGCUCUAGUCCCUAGGUGUGGAACCCAGCAGUGCGGGGAGGAGGAGAAGCAAGAGGAUGUAGGGAGGGAGGAGUGGUGUGGAGAGCAGAGCUGUCAUACAGACACAGAGGGGGGCACCGACAGGGAGGAAGAUCAGAAAGGUAUCCACGUCUAG